ACUGACACCGCUACAACGUGUUUUUAUCGCUGGCUGUCCAGACGGAAGGUGCUGAAACGCUUUGUCGCGUGUCUGGAAGAAGUGAAAACUUUCCUGGGCAGCAAAGGGCUCACCUUUCCUGAGCUGGAACAGCCAGAGUGGCUGGAAAAGCUACACUUCAUGGUAGACAUGACAGCGCACCUGAACACGCUGAACACAGCUCUUCAGGGGAAAGGACGUACAGCCCUGCACAUGUUGGAGGAUGUUUUGGCAUUCGAGCGCAAGUUGACAGUGCUUGCCAGAGAUUUACAGAAAGGCACUUUGUCUCACUUCCCCAAUUUGAGAGAGUUCAAACAAGGUCACGACAUGAUAAUUUCGGAGUAUUUACAUUCUGCAAUCAUCGCAAUGCAAACAUCGUUUGGGAAACGCUUCUGUGAGUUCAGAGAGGAAAAAAACACAUUAUCCUUCCCGGUCACUCCCUUAAGCAUCGAUCCUUCCCUACUGAAUACGACUGCAUUGGCAGGUGUGAGUCAACCUGAUCUUGAGAUGGAACUGGCCGACAUAGCCGACAAAGACAUAUGGGUGUCCAAGUUUAGACGCUUGACAGCAGACCUUGAAGAUGUUGCCCGUCAGAAGGCCGUUCUUGCUCAGAAACACAAAUGGAGUGAUAUUGAAAACCUCACAGAUGACAGCUUGCGAUCCUGUGUAAAGAUGAAGGUGACAUCAUACAGCCCUGAUGUGCAGACGCUGUGCGCUGAGGUCCAGGAGCAGAAAUCCCAUUAACCAAGCUGACAGCUGGCUGACGUUAUUUUUGGUUUGCUGCUGGCGGAAAAUUUAAGUUCGGCGUUUUUCAUAAAUACAAGAAGGACUCA
Messenger RNA from Hypanus sabinus (Atlantic stingray), 851 nucleotides. Its product is annotated as general transcription factor II-I repeat domain-containing protein 2-like. Bases 160 to 762 code for a protein of 200 amino acids. The record is from RefSeq and is a predicted model, not a curated record. The transcript is spliced from 2 exons. NCBI's taxonomy places the organism in Eukaryota, Metazoa, Chordata, Chondrichthyes, Myliobatiformes, Dasyatidae.